This is a messenger RNA of Diutina rugosa, 1950 nucleotides long. RefSeq lists its product as uncharacterized. The coding region runs from base 1 to 1950 and encodes 649 amino acids. The record is from RefSeq and is a predicted model, not a curated record. Gene Ontology annotation, biological process: dephosphorylation. Gene Ontology annotation, molecular function: phosphoprotein phosphatase activity. NCBI's taxonomy places the organism in Eukaryota, Fungi, Ascomycota, Pichiomycetes, Serinales, Debaryomycetaceae. The transcript has a single exon.
AUGAAGUUUGAAGAGUAUCAAGCGCCCCGGGAGAUCGAGGUGACCAUCGGCCCCGGGAUCCUGGCCACGGUGGCGGUGCCUCACGCCGUCGACACCGACGACUACCACGCCAUGGGCUACGCGCCGCCCACGCUGAAGAUGGCGCUCAUCCUCCACGGCCAGGGCGGCCACCGCGACUACUGCUACCAGAAACGGCUUGCCCACGCCUUGGCCAAGGAGUUGGGUGUCUACUCGUUGCGGAUCGACUUCCGCGGGUGUGGCAACUCCGCCGAUAACGCCAACGACAAGGUGGGGCGGGUCAUCUCCCAGGACGUCGCCGACAUCCAGGCCUGCGCGGAGUGGAUUGUCGACAGCAGCAAGCACGGCUUGGGUGUCGAGUUUACGCUUUCUCUGAUCAUUGCCCAUUCUAGAGGGGCAGUGGCGAUGUUCUUGUGGGCGAUUGAGCAGAACCAGAUCGCUAAGCUGGAAGACCCGUCCAAGGCGAUCAUCGUCCCCAAUUUGGUUAAUUGUUCGCUGAGAUUCCGCCUGUGGACGGUUAUCGACCGCUACCCCAUCCUCUCCCCUGAAUUUGAUUCGUUGCCUCAACGGUGCUUGCGCCACGGUAAGUUGACCGAUGUACCCAUUCCUCGCCAGGAACUUCUUGAGUUGGCUAAACCCGAUAUGACUCGAGUCAAAGAGCUCCCCUUGGACUGGUCGACGCUUUGCAUUUACGGGCUAGAGGAUACCAUCGUCCCCAUUGAGGACUUUGCCUACUACACCAACUACUUAAACCGCGGCUACUACUCAAACAAGCUUGAAAUUAUCCCUCGCGCCGACCACAACUUCUUCGGUACCGUCGCCAUCGAAUCGGAGUCCGAUGCCGCCGAGUUUAACCCUGACGGCUACCCGUUGAACCGUCGUAAACUCGUCAACUACAACUACGAGGUCGUCGACCGCAUCCUCCUGUGGUUACAGCCGCACCAGGAGCUCAAACGGUUUGUGGCGCUGCUGUACGACAUUGGCCGUUUCCCUCGUUGGAAACAGGUGGAAGGAAUUCUGAACUUCCGCGACCUCGGUGGGUGGAAAGUGGCCCAUCCACGUUACCCCGAGGCCGACGGCAACUCCCACAGCUACUACGUGGUGCCCAACUUGGUGUUCCGGUGUGCGCUGAUGACCACCGUCACCGAUGCUGGGGUACAGGCAAUCAAGCGGCUAGGGGUAGUUACCGUGUUUGAUUUGCGGUCCCACGGUGAAGCUAAGGAUGACGGCGUCCACGAGAAGCUCGCCGCCGCCGGCAUCACCCGUAUCCACUCGCCUGUGUUCACCGACGACGACUACUCGCCCGAGCUGAUCGCCAUGCGCUACCAGAACUUGAUGACGCUGUGGAGCACCUACAUCAACGUGUACGAGAAAGUGUUGGACGAGGGGUGGGGCGCCUACAAGACGAUCUUCGAGUACAUUCGCGACGACGGCCGCCCGUUCCUCUUCCACUGCACUGCCGGUAAGGACCGCACCGGUGUGCUUGCCAUGCUUAUCCUCUUGCUCUGUGGCGUCGACCACCACACCAUUGCUCGCGAGUACGAGUUGACCACGGUGGGGCUUCAACCGGACCACGCCAAGAUCAAGGCUAAGUUUGUCGACACUGUCGACAAGUUGAAGCUGAAGAUGGGCGAAGCCGGCGACGCUCUCGAGGCCGCCAUUGCUCAGGGACGCGCUAACUGGACGUUGGAAGAAGACGGGUUCAACAACUUGAUCUCGCUGCGCUACGAGGCGAUGUUGGACACCAUCUCUAUGUUUCACCAAAAAUACGGCGGCGUCGUCAGCUACAUGAGAGAUAAGUUUGGCUUUAGCGAAGCCGAUAUCCGCCAGAUCCACGCCCGGUUGGUGAUCACCGACCCGCAGCAGGACGGCUUCACCACCGAGAACCACUUGAAGUGGACGGCGCGGUGCAACGAAAAGGCCAAGAUCUGA